This is a messenger RNA of Nannospalax galili (Upper Galilee mountains blind mole rat), 2812 nucleotides long. It is a transcript of the gene Drd2, whose product is annotated as dopamine receptor D2. Gene Ontology annotation, molecular function: G protein-coupled receptor activity; dopamine neurotransmitter receptor activity, coupled via Gi/Go. The transcript has 8 exons. Gene Ontology annotation, biological process: adenylate cyclase-activating adrenergic receptor signaling pathway; adenylate cyclase-inhibiting dopamine receptor signaling pathway. Lineage: Eukaryota; Metazoa; Chordata; Mammalia; Rodentia; Spalacidae. Bases 360 to 1691 code for a protein of 443 amino acids. The record is from RefSeq and is a predicted model, not a curated record. Gene Ontology annotation, cellular component: glutamatergic synapse; presynaptic membrane.
AGUGCUGGAGCUGGCUGCCUCCCGCGCCGCGCCACCCCUCUCCGCGCCUGGUCCCAGCACCGCGCUCCCGCCCUCCCGCUCUGCGGCCGGCCCCGCCUCACCCUGCCCCACCGUGGCCGGCCCACUUCUCCCCGCGGGCCCGAGCUGGCCGAGCGGCUGCCCGCCGGGGACUCGAGCGGUGCGGCGGGGCCGGGAGCCGAGGGACCCGCCGAGGGGAUUGGCGGCCCCGGACGGCUGCCGGAGGGGCGGCCGCGCGUGAAUGCGGCGGGAGCCGGAAGCCUCGAGCAGCCCGCGCCGUCUCUGCCCCCGGGCGCCCUAUGGCUUGAAGAGCCUUGCCACCCAGUGGCUCCACUGCCCUGAUGGAUCCACUGAACCUGUCCUGGUAUGAUGAUGAUCUGGAGAGGCAGAACUGGAGUCGGCCCUUCAAUGGGUCGGAAGGAAAGGUGGACAGGCCCCACUACAACUACUAUGCCAUGCUGCUCACCCUCCUCAUCUUCAUCAUUGUCUUCGGCAACGUGCUGGUGUGCAUGGCUGUGUCCCGCGAGAAGGCGCUGCAGACCACCACCAAUUACCUGAUCGUCAGCCUCGCUGUGGCUGACCUCCUGGUGGCCACGCUGGUCAUGCCCUGGGUUGUCUACCUGGAGGUGGUGGGCGAGUGGAAAUUCAGCAGGAUUCACUGUGACAUCUUUGUUACUCUGGACGUCAUGAUGUGCACGGCAAGCAUCCUGAACCUGUGUGCCAUCAGCAUCGACAGGUACACAGCGGUAGCCAUGCCUAUGCUGUACAACACACGGUAUAGCUCCAAGCGCCGAGUCACAGUCAUGAUCGCCAUUGUCUGGGUCCUGUCCUUCACCAUCUCCUGCCCGCUGCUCUUCGGACUCAACAACACAGACCAGAACGAGUGCAUCAUUGCCAACCCUGCCUUUGUGGUCUACUCUUCCAUCGUCUCCUUCUACGUUCCCUUCAUCGUUACCCUGCUGGUCUACAUCAAAAUCUACAUUGUCCUCCGCAAGCGCCGAAAGCGGGUCAACACCAAACGCAGCAGCCGAGCCUUCAGAGCCAACCUGAAGGCCCCACUUAAGGGCAACUGCACUCACCCCGAGGACAUGAAACUCUGCACCGUUAUCAUGAAGUCUAAUGGGAGUUUCCCAGUGAACAGGCGGAGAAUGGAUGCUGCCCGACGAGCUCAGGAGCUAGAGAUGGAGAUGCUGUCGAGCACCAGCCCGCCUGAGAGGACCCGGUACAGCCCCAUUCCACCCAGCCACCACCAGCUAACUCUCCCUGAUCCAUCCCACCAUGGCCUCCAUAGCAAUCCUGACAGCCCCGCCAAACCAGAGAAGAAUGGGCAUGCCAAAGACCACCCCAAGAUUGCCAAGAUCUUUGAGAUCCAGACCAUGCCCAAUGGCAAAACCCGGACCUCUCUCAAGACAAUGAGCCGAAGGAAGCUGUCCCAGCAGAAGGAGAAGAAGGCCACUCAGAUGCUGGCCAUUGUACUCGGCGUGUUCAUCAUCUGCUGGCUGCCCUUCUUCAUCACUCACAUCCUGAACAUACACUGUGACUGCAACAUCCCACCGGUCCUCUACAGCACCUUCACGUGGCUGGGCUAUGUCAACAGCGCCGUGAACCCCAUCAUUUAUACCACCUUCAACAUCGAGUUCCGCAAGGCCUUCAUGAAGAUCUUGCACUGCUGACUCUGCCGCUCACCUGCACAGCAGCUGCUUCCUUCCUCCCUGCCUGGGCAGGCCGGGCCUCAUCCUUGCAAGCCAUGGACAGAAAGGCCUGGAUGGACUUGGCCUUCUGUUGACCCUGCAGGCCCUGCAGUGUUAGCUUGGCUCCGUGCCCUUCUCUGUUGGCACACCCUCACUCUGCCAGGGUAGGGCCAUGGAGACAGGUGUUGAACCAGGUCUGGGGUUGGACCCAUGGCUCAGGGCAGCUCACAGAGUGCCCCUCCCACCUCCAGACCCCAUCUCCUUGGCACCAAAGAUGCAGAGGCCUUCCUUGAUCUUUUUCUGGGGCACUGGAGUUCCUGGGGCCAGAAUCCAGCUCAGAGGCUGAGCACAUCCUGACUGUUUGCUUGGCCUGGUCCUUGCUUGCUUGUGUUGGAUCGGGCGGUGGGAAGGUGGCUCACACUUUACAGGGACCACAGAGGAAAGGUGGGAUUUCGCCAAGGUCCCAGGCAUCAUCAGUCCUAGGAAACACUUGUAAACACCAGAUGGCUCCAUGGACUCCAGAGAAGCUGAGGCUGAAUAUCUGUUUUCCACCCCAACUCUGGCAUGAACCCCUACUUUCCACAGCAGUGGGUUCUGCUUUCUCUUACCCUGUUAUAGCACCCCAGGUGGUUUCCAUACCCUCUGGGGAGCAACUCUAACCUCCAAGGGCCCCAAGAGGGGUUGUAAGAAGGGAAAUAGCUUAUGCCCGCUCCCCCAGCCCAUUCUCUUUGGCACACUUUGGUCACAUUCCUUUCCCACAGCAAAUGCUGGCCAGCCUGAGAAGUCAGGUCUUGGACCCAUGUUGGACCUCAAGUUGGGGAAGUCACCUGAGGCUCUUUGGGGGACUGUGUCCUACCACUUUUCUUUUGGCCUCUCCUCUCUCCUGUUUCCCUUCCCUUCCAGUGCCUCUGCCUUAGAGAAGACUGUGGCUGGGAGGCUGCUUACACCUCUGGGCUUGGCGCUGGGGGAGGAGGAGAAGCUAUAGUUUGGAGUGCCCCAGGCCCCAACUCUGUAACAUCACUGUACACACACCAAACCAAUAAAAUUUUGACGAGUUACCCCCAUGGACCCUUGGGUGGCUUGGAACUGUGUUAACACCAUCC